CAGAAGAGCAGAAGCAGGAACGUGUCCCGUGUUCAGUCGCGACUUGCUGCAGUCUUACACGUUUCGCUUGACAGUUGCACUGGGUUUCCACAAUCUGCAGAUACACUUUUUCCUCGGAAUACUUUAUCGACACCCAGCAGCACGGAUGUGCAAUAUGACAUUUGAAACCUGUGGAGGCAUCUCUUCAGAAAGGAUGGAAACGGUGUCAAAGGCAAUCGAGGAGAUUCUCAGCUCUGCCUUGCCCCAGGGUUGCGUCACCGCCGGCGUUUACGAAGCAGCCAAAUCUCUCAAUGCGGACCCAGACAACGUGGUCCUGUGUCUGCUUGCGACGGACGAGGAGCACGCGGGAGACGUUGCGCUGCAGAUCCACUUCACGCUCAUCCAGGCCUUCUGCUGCGAAAACGACAUCAACAUCGUGCGAGUGAGCAACAUGCGGCGCCUUGCCGAGAUCCUGGGAGAGAGCAAGCUGGGGGGAGAGCCCGAAGACCUGCACUGUGUUUUAGUAACGAAUCCCCCCUCCACUUUGUGGAAGGACCCUGCGUUGGGAAAGGUCAACACGUUCUGCAAAGACUGCCGGUGUCUGGACCAGUGGCUUCCUGUCAUCAACCUGCCCGACCGAUGACCGCGACGUACACACAGGGCAGCACGACACCAUGUACGUGCGCACGCAAAAAACAGUGUGCCUCGGAGGAAGGAAACGAAACACAAACUUCAUUAGACCCCGGCUAACGGUCCCAGCUCUCAGUUAUCCGUUAUCUGUUUUCCGUCUCCGGGAAUACUCAAGCAAUCGGUUUCCAGGGCAACGAGGAAUAGCGGUGGGAGGAGGAGCGACAGGAGGAUGGAAUACCAACGAAGGAAGAGAUAAAGAAUAAGGAAAAUAUAAAAGCGCCGGGUCAGCGCGGAGAUACCGCGCCAAGAAGGAUGACUCAGCGCUUACAAGGAGUCACAGGAUCUGGCAAGCAUGACUGUGCAUUUGCGGGAACACAUGUCUUUGCGGGAUACCGGAGCAUGUGAUCUGGCACGACGCACGUGGAAGGACACUCAAGGAAUGCAGACAGCGAGAGGUGGCGGGAGAGAGCGAGAGAGACAAAGAGGGAGAAGAGACAUAGAGAGAGAGCUGCUGAACUUGAUCGACUCCAAGAACCAGCCUGGAAUGUUCCAGUUAAACACUAAGGACACUUAACCAACUUUUAACAGAUGCCUUAAAAAACGUUAAUUUAAUGUUUUCUUCAUGUGACCAGCAGACAUUUUGAUAAUUUAAAAAACAAGUCUUAACACGCUGUAGAAGGAGCCAUGCAUCUCCUUGAUCUACUUUUAAAUAAUAAUUUAUUGGAUAAACUGUAUUUAUUUUGCGCAGUAGUCUGACCAGCCUGUCCAUAAUAAUAUAAAAAUGUAAUAAAAUGUUCUUAAAGUGAA
Molecule: messenger RNA, 1416 nt
Organism: Gadus macrocephalus (Pacific cod)
Lineage: Eukaryota; Metazoa; Chordata; Actinopteri; Gadiformes; Gadidae
Gene: gadd45ab
Product: growth arrest and DNA-damage-inducible, alpha, b
Exons: 4
Coding region: 146-622 (158 amino acids)
Biological process (GO): regulation of cell cycle
Cellular component (GO): nucleus; cytoplasm
Source: RefSeq, a predicted model, not a curated record